Molecule: messenger RNA, 7410 nt
Organism: Pseudophryne corroboree (corroboree frog)
Lineage: Eukaryota; Metazoa; Chordata; Amphibia; Anura; Myobatrachidae
Gene: ANKFN1
Product: ankyrin repeat and fibronectin type III domain containing 1
Exons: 20
Coding region: 417-3647 (1076 amino acids)
Biological process (GO): establishment of mitotic spindle orientation; regulation of establishment of bipolar cell polarity
Cellular component (GO): spindle
Molecular function (GO): protein binding
Source: RefSeq, a predicted model, not a curated record
UGGCAGUUGGCAGCAGUAAACAGACAGGACAGGAGUCUGGGUGCACUAGAGCUUCAGAGAUGGGUCUAAUUCUAAAAAUUGCCAGAGUAUGACUGCGCUGUCAGGGGGAUGUCCGGUGGCAAGUAGCAGGCAGCUGACAUCCGGAGAAGAGAGAGAAAGCUGGAAGCUGGAUAGUGAUCGACGGUCCUCCAAUGCAGAAAUACACUGAAAAGGAACCAGAGUUCAUAGUAAAAAUCCCUGGAGAAGGAGAUCAAUUCAGCAGCAAAGUCAACUCGAUGUUAAGACACAGAAGCAAGCUAAUUCUCUCUGGAGUGGAAGAAGCUGAAGCUAAACCGGUGUGACUUAUUGAAUGAAGUCUUUGAAGCAUCACCUGCAGCUUCUUCCCAUCUCAUACUGCACAGUUUAAAGGGGCAAAGAUGACCCAACAGAUGCAAAACUUACAGCUGACACAGUCCAAAAAAAUCAGUGCCCCUUCUUCACCAAAUGCAGCCAAGCGCCUAUAUCGAAACCUCUCUGAAAAACUGAAAGGUAGCCACUCAUCCUUUGAUGAAGCUUACUUUAGAGCAAGAGCUGACCGUUUUCGGAAACCUUCUGUUAACUUUCAGUGCAAUGAAGCAAUGUUCGAGGCAGUUGAGCAGCAGGACCUGGAUGCGGUUCAGAUUCUUCUGUACCAGUUUACAGCUGAUGAACUGGACCUUAAUACACCCAACAGUGAAGGAUUGACUCCCUUGGAUAUUGCUAUCAUGACAAAUAAUGUGCCUAUCGCCCGAACUCUACUAAAAGCUGGAGCAAGGGAGAGCCCACACUUUGUCAGCCUGGAAAGCAGAUCCAUGCACCUGAUCGCUUUGGUGGAGGAAGCCCAACAGAGAAUGAGCGAGUUGUCUGCAAAGAUACAGAAUGAGGGGCUGGGGGUCGACAGUACAGAUAAGGAGAAGCAGCUCAAGUCCUGGGAGUGGAGAUAUCGCUUGUACAAAAGGAUGAAGACUGGCUAUGAUCAUGCAAGAGUCCCUGAGGUGCCGACCAAUGUCUGUCUGAUGAUAACAAGCAGUACAUCACUCACUGUCACCUUCCAGGAGCCUCUGAGUGUCAACUCAGCUGUUGUGACCAAAUACAAAGUGGACUGGAGCACCUCGUCAGACUUCUCUCCCUUGGUCGGGGAAGUUAUUGUGGAAAAUCUGCAGUCUUUGAAGUGCACGGUGACAGGUCUUACUAUGGGCAAAGAGUAUUAUGUUAGAGUUUCUGCAUGCAACAUGAAGGGAUGGGGGCCCACAGAACUGUCCAGCCCAGAAUGUGCUGCUCCUUCCAACUGGAAAGACUACGAUGGACGAGAGUUCAGGAAGAAGGGUCAGAUUGAAGCAUUGGAGCGUCUCUACCAGCAGGUCCGUGCUGUUCACCAGCAUUACAGCUGUCGAGAAAGUGCGAAAUUACAAAACCCUAGUCGGAAGCAAUCAGUGUCCAGAAGUCUGAAGCAUCUUUUCCACUCAUCAAAUAAAUUUGUCAAGACAUUAAAAAGGGGUUUAUACAUAGCUGUGAUAUUUUAUUACAAAGAUAACAUGUUAGUAACCAAUGAAGAUCACAUUCCGAUUGUAGAAAUUGAUGAUUCUUGCACCAGCUCUAUUAUGCAAGAUUUCCUCUGGUUUACAAAGCUAUCAAGCAUGUGGGAUGACAUCAGGUGGCUGCGGCAGAGUAUGUCAAUUUCAAUGUCCUCCUCUACCGUCCUUCAAGCCAGACAAAAAAUGUUGUCAGCAACUGCCCAGCUCCAGAAUUUGCUUGGCACUCACAACCUAGGUCGGGUAUAUUAUGAGCCUAUUAAGGACAGACACGGGAAUGUCUUAAUAGUCACAAUUCGAGAAGUAGAAACAUUGUAUUCAUUUUUCAACGGUAAAUGGAUGCAGAUCUCUAAAUUGCAAAGCCAAAGGAAAUCUCUGUCGACUCCCGAGGAACCAACAGCCCUGGACAUUUUGCUUAUAACCAUCCAGGAGAUACUGAAUUUUCAGAAGCGGAGCCAGCAGCGCCUAUCCCCUGGACUAUACCUUGGCUACCUAAAAUUGUCCAGCUCUGUAGAUCAAAUCAAAGUUCUUGUCACUCAGAGACUCCCCAAUAUGCUGUGUCAUGUCAAGAUUCGAGAUAAUAGUAAUGUUUCCAAAGAUGAAUGGGAAUGGAUUCAAAACAUCACCAUGUCUGAGUCUCUGGACAGCAUGGAGCUUAAUCUGGAUGCCCAUACCGACAUGUUUCUGUGUGAUCUCCAGGUAGCAGUGAAGGCUCUGCUCAAGCAAAUCAAUCUACCUCUUCAUCAGGCCAAGCACUUCCGUCUGUACACACAGGAGGUGUUGGAAUUGGGUCACAAUAUCUCCUUUCUUCUUCUGCUCCCUGCCUCAGACGAUGUCUGCAGUGCCCCAGGACAGAGUAAUCCUUACACCCCACACUCAGGAUUCCUUAACCUCCCCCUUCAGAUGUUUGAGCUAGUUCACUUUUGCUGCCACAAAGAGAAAUUCAUCAACCUGUAUUGCCGCUUGUCUGCAAUAGUAGAGCUGGACUCCUUAAUUUCCCAGCAGGCUUUGCGAGAAGCAAUUACGGAUGACGAAGUUGGAGCUGCAAAGCAGAGACACCAGCAAGUCUUAGACUAUAUACAGCAAACAGAUGAAAUUUGGCGUGAAAUGAGGUGGAUUAUGGAUGCUCUUCAGUAUGCAAGAUAUAAGCAGCCUGUUGCUGGAUUGCCAAUAACCAGAUUUCUAGACCUCUCGGAAGAACAAACUCAAAAGAAAAAUAAUUCCACAUCCUCUCACCUAGAUUGUUUGCCAUCCCCUUCACCAUCACCGGAAAUGCAUCGGAGAAAAGCUGCAAUCGAUUCCCAACCCUGCUCUGAUGAAGAGGGCUGCUCCGAAGUUUUCCUCCCUACUGACAGCGACUAUGACUCCAGUGAUGCUCUGAGCCCUCGUGAGUUAGACUUAGUUUAUUCAUCUUCUAAUGACAUCUCCCAGCAAGUUGUAUCUGGGCUUAGUGGAAGUGCCCCAGAUGUUCUCCAGGUUCAUGAUAUGAAGCCCUGCCUGAGCUUGAAGGAAGAAUGUAGCGCCUUAGAUCCCAACACUGAGUUCUGCACUAGGUAUAUGGACAACCUUUCAGUAAUGGGUUUCCCUUCUAAAAGUAUGGAGAAAACAUCCAACUCAAAGCAGCAUUUAAGUCUUUUGGGUAAGAAGAGAUCUGGGAAGCACCAACAUUGCAAUUACUUUAGUCGGCAUAACCGCUGGCUCCGUGUGCACAGUGAAUCUCAGUCUUUGUCUCUGUCUGAAGGCAUUUACACACAGCACAUGUCGCGAGCUGUAGACUAUAAUGAAGAGCCUACCUCUGGUCAGGAAAUUACAAUACCAGUGGACAGCCCUCGAAGCACCUUCUUACCUCAUGCUUCAAGCUUGCCAGAAGAUAGCAAAUCUAAGUAUAGCGAAUCAAAAACAAAUGUACGCAGAAUUUAUGUUGAGCCUUACAAACAAAGCCAGCCUGAAGAUGAGGGGAAAACAUGGACCUUGAAUAUAGAAGGGUCUCAUUCUCUAGCCAAGGAACCCUCCUUGAAAGUUGUUACUACACCAGAUUUGGACUCUGAUGAGAAGACCAACUUGCAGUUAUCAGAAGUGUUUAGCAGCACACUAUAGUGAAAGGGAAACAAUGAAGCACAACUUAGAACAUUUAUUUCAAUUCUAAAAUCCUCUCUACAUUUUACAGGUUCAUCUUUCAUCCUACUGCUCUUUAAAUGCACGUUUGUAUUAUUGUGUUUUGUGUUUGUUACUUGAUGUGUAUAACGGAAUACCUUGACAGUUUGCUGCACAGCAAGGGAUGUGUGUGGAACAGUGGGAAAACGUAACAUCUCAUUAUAUAUCUGAUCUAUCAAAAGAUUAGAUAUAUAAAAAGAAAGUAAAGUUGACAAAUAAUAUGCAUAUAUUUCAUUAAAGCAGUGUAGCUCCUCUUCCACUAACCUACAGUAUACUGCAUCCAAGUUAUAUCAAAUAUGGAGAGUUGCCCUCUAUUGUUUUAUGUGGACUACAUUUUUUCAUUCAAUCCGCCUUUAUGCAAUCUUAUAGAAUACAUUAAUGACUAUUACAACAUAUUAUGACAAUUACAAUUGGCACAUGGAACAAGACAAGCAGCAUUGUGCAGUCGUCCAUACAAAUGAUCAGACACAUAUUGAGAACAGAUAAUAAACAUUGUAUCCAACAUAAAAGAGGAAGUAUCACUGAGCGGUUUCCUGCGCACAUAGUAUUAAACUAAGCAAGGCAACAACAUAUCAACAAAACCUUAAAAACUGCAGAAAACCACCUAAGUGUAGAAUGAGAUCAUUUACUUGGCUUCUACACAAUUCCCUCUAAAAUAUCUCCCAAUAAGUACUAGUUAAUAUGUUGUUGUUAUUAUUAUUAUUAGUAUUAUUAUCCUUUAUUUAUAUGGUACCACAAGGGAUCCGCAGCGCCCAUUACACAGUACAUAAUCAAAUGAGCAAACAACAAAACAGCACUUACAGUACAGGACAAAAUAGAGCAGGUAUAGAAGACCCGGGGUUAGAUGCUAUCAAAGGGAGUAUUGCGAGCUUACAAUCUAAAAGGUGAGGGGCUAACAGAUCGGAGUGACACAGAAGGGGUAGUAGAAAGUUGCUGUUCUCUAAUUCAGUAGACUGUGGUUAGAAGAAUUAUCUCCUGUAAUGUUUAUCGCUGUGUUUGAAACCUUAUUCUGUUUCCCAACAUAGCUAUCCUUCACUGCAACCAUGCAUCCAGCUGAACCAGCCCUAUAAAUAACUUUUCUACCACACUGUUAAAACAUACUUGCCUACAUUUUCUGUCACCUCUCCUCAAGACACCCACAGAGGAGAUGCUGCCGAAGGCUUCAGGGGCGAGGCUGGGCUUACACACAAUUAAACCCCACCCACAACCUGAGAAAGCAUUCAUGAUUCGUGGGUCCGUAAGUAGGGAGUGGUGCUAAAUGUUGCUUUUCUUGUCAUUUAGCCCCACUCCCUUAGCCCGGUGCAGAAAUUUUGUCCCUAUACUGCACCGCCUCACUAGGAAGAUUUGCCUACUCUUCCAUGGAUGCAGGGAACUACUCGAAAAAUCAGGCGUAUCCCACAACUUCUGGGAACAUAGGCAAGUAUAUGUUACAGUACAUUGUGCAUCGGUCUGAGGUCUUUGCCAUCAUCAGGGCCAGACUAAGGGCCACAAGGCCCUGGAACUGAAAAUGAUCAAGAAACUGUUGUGAGAAGCUGAAAAGCCGUGACCAGUGAUGUGUGGGCAGUACCAUGAAGGGUGUGUAAACCCCCCCCCCCCCUUCCAAUAUCUGCCUAUGUCAAAUCUGCAAAACAAAUAGUGAAUUUUAAUAUUUAUGAUUUAUGGCACACCAUGUGACCAACUAGGAAACUGGUUAUCAUCAAGCUGUCACAAUGAUCAGCCUAUUUUUAUGUUGAGAUCCACCCACUCCUUUGUUAAUCUUGUCCUGGCCACAGUUACUAUUGCUAGGAGGCUGUAUGGAAACACUAUGUGCAUAUGUUGUGCUGACAUUACAGAGAAAAUGUAGUUGUAGGACGGAUAUAUUUUGAGUGGAUAUUCAUAAUUUGUGUACCGUAGAGGCUAGGGAAUAGAUUUGUCUGAUUCUGAAUGCUGCCUGCUUUAUUGUUAUUUAUGUUAUACAGUCCACUGUAAAUGAGAACCGCUUUAUUACACGUGGCAAGGGUCUUCAUAUUGUUCUCUGCCAGAAUGGUUUCCAUUCAAAGUAUUGUACUUUUAAUCAUAUAUUUCAGGCCUGGCCACCUUCUCCAGCUGUCUCAGCAUGGCCUGCCACAGUUUUAGAAUUCCCUAAUAGCAGAACUGUAGCAGGGCACACUGUGACUUGUAGUUUCACAGCUAGAGAGUCACAGGUUAGCAUCCCUGAUAUUUUUAUUUGUUUAUUUAUACAGAACCAUCCUUGUGGUUUUACAAGGCAUGGUUUUUCCUUGUAAGUGAUUGCCCCUCCAAAAAAACGUUAAAGUUUGGCCGGCAUUCCGCACCUCCGGUGAUCUCGAACUCCAUUACAUCCCGCAGCUGGUGUCCCCAAUUCAUAUUAUGCCACGUUACAGUGCCCUCCAGGUCAAAUGUCAUGUUACAGUGUCCCAGUUCAUAUUAUGUCACACUAUAGUGCCCCCAUAUCAUAUUGUGCCAUUCUUAUUAUGUAACAUUAUAGUGUCCUCCACAUUACAAUAAGCAGAUCAGAUUAUGCCACAUUACAUUGCCCCAUUACCAUUAUUACAUCCAUUACACACACCUCUCACUGAAAAUGUAAUGUCACACAAUACAGGCUGGGCAAUGGAUCAGACCCAAUAGCUUAGCAGGCAAAUCUUGGAAAUUGGUAUGCAACUUUAAAGCCUGGGUCCAGGCCCUCCUAAGUCUCUGGGCCCCAUAGAAAUGGCACAGCUUGCACCCACUAUAGUUAGACACAUGACUUUGACAAUAGAAGGGUGGUUCCUCAGUCACAGGCAAAGUGGCUGUAGCUGGGAGCAGCCGUGGAAGCAUGAUUGACUACCUUAUGCUAAUAUGAGUAUCCGUACAAGCCAUGUGGGGGCUCAUGCACCUGCAAGCAGACACCCUUGCUGCCCAUUGACUUUACACUGGCUCCAACUGCCAUCAUUAAUAUUUACGCUAGGUGCAAGAGAUCUCUCAGAAACAGGCUUCUCUUCCCUGUACACAUGGCUCAGAUUCAUACAGAGCUUCUGCCACAUGCCUGUGACUCUUCCAUGACACUCUCACAGGUCCUGGUGGAUACAGGGCCAGACUGGCCAUCUAGCACUUCUUGCAAAUGCCAGAAGGUUGGAUGGGAUGGUCCAGCAUAACUGUCUGGUUGAGCAGCUCUGCUCAGCUAUAUGGCAGGAAGAGAGUCAGUGGCUGUGGAGUAGCUCAGCCUCCCAGUGCUCUGCUUGGCUGCCCAACUCUCAGAGACAGGAGCUGGCCGAGCAGCUCCACAUCCAGCUGCUCUAGUCAACCGUCCAAACAUACUGAUAUAUGGGGGUGUGCUGCUAGGCCACACCCCCAUUAGAUGUGACCAUGCCCCUUGUCAUAUGUGCACACACGACUGCAAGGCCCAUUCCUGGAUGAAUAGAAUACAUCCAUCGCAUUGUGACUGCUCAGCUCACACUUUAUUUCAUGGUAAGACAGAUCAAGCCAUGAUCCCUCCAACACAAAAAUGCAUAACUUUGCAUCUGCACAUCUGCUGUAUGCAAAAACCUGCCAUUUGUGUCUGUAAAUAGAGACUUAGCCCCAGAUAACCCAACUAGAUAAUGGAAAGAUGUCAUCAUUUUGCUGUAAGUCCUACCUGUAAAACAAAAGGUUCUUUCACAGUCUCUAAAUUAAUUUAGUAGAAUAUAGCUUGGGACGGAUGUGGGAGCUCCUUUUAAAUACUGACAUACUU